Molecule: messenger RNA, 1157 nt
Organism: Ilyonectria robusta
Lineage: Eukaryota; Fungi; Ascomycota; Sordariomycetes; Hypocreales; Nectriaceae
Exons: 4
Coding region: 1-1068 (355 amino acids)
Molecular function (GO): oxidoreductase activity, acting on the CH-OH group of donors, NAD or NADP as acceptor
Source: RefSeq, a predicted model, not a curated record
AUGCCUUCUCUCCAUGAUCUCGCAGUCCCCAAGGGCUCGACGGUUCUCGUUACCGGAGCCAACGGCCUUUUGGGCUCGCAUGUUGCUGACCAAUUCCUCGAGUAUGGCUACAACGUCCGUGGUACUGUCCGAGAUAUAGGGAAGAACGCUUGGCUGGCCAAUGUCUUUGAGAAGAACCAUGGGCCAGGACGCUUUGAACUUCACCAGGUGGCAGACAUGGCUGCUGAAGGGGCUUUUGACGAGGCCGUUAAAGGUACUCACAACCAUCAAAUGGGCGUCUCUAUCGUCGCCCAUACAGCCUCCAUCAUGUCCCUUGAUCCCGACCCACACAAGGUCAUUCCCGAUGCUAUCGCCUUUGUUGUCAACGCUUUGAAAGCGUCCUACGGCGAGCCCAGCGUGAAGCGCUUCGUCUUCACCUCGUCGUCCGCCGCGACCGUGUCUUCGGCCUUGGACACGCCAGGUAUUGUUGUUACUGAGGAUACCUGGAACGAAGAUGCUGUCAAGAAAGCUUGGGCAGAGCCUCCUUAUGGCAUGGAUCGCGCGGGAGCUGUGUACGCAGCGAGCAAGACCCAGGCGGAACAAGAAGUGUGGAAGUUUCACAAGGAGAACCGAGAAAACCGCCCUGAUCUUGUUGUCAAUACCGUUCUUCCAAACUUUAACUUCGGCAAAGCUCUUGAUCUAAUUAACCAAGGAUACCCUAGCAGUUCUGGAUUUCUUGUUGCUCUGUACAAGGGAGAAAUAACGUUCGUGCAUAAGCUUGUUGUGCGCCAGUACUACGUCAACGUCCAGGAUACUGGUAGACUCCACGUCGCCGCAGCUAUCUUCUCUGGCUUGGAGGGUCAGCGCAUCUUUGCAUUUGCAGGACGGUUCAGCUGGGACCAGGUUCUGGAGAUCCUACGUAAGGAUCAGCCAGAGAAGAAGUUCCCCGACAACUUUUCAGGCGGGGAAGAUCUUAACGAGAUUAAACCUCGUGAUAAGGCAGAGCAAUUACUUCGGGACUUGGGACGACCGGGCUGGACAAGUUUGGAGGAGACCAUAUUGGAUAACGUCAAGGAUCUGAAAGAGUAGCAAGCCGAUGUCACACAAUCUAUGACGUCUAAAUGACGAUGACGGACGAGGCACGUUGGAUUAGAAUCUAGGAGCAUACACGAUAAGUG